AUGAUCGGCUCAUUCUGGAACUUGUGCCGCGCGUGCCCUUCCAUGCCUGUGGAUAAGCUGCACUCGGAGUACCGCAGCACGUACAGAUGGCACGAGUACAAGGAGCAACAGCAGCAACAGGGCGUGGUGAAGCAGCCCGCGCCCACGCCACCCUCCGCCCUGCCCAUCGCACGGGGGGCUAUAGAGCCGGCAAUGCCUCGCCGUAAGAAAUACCCCGGCGUUGCUUACAAAACGAACGAGUUGUUCGACCCCGCGCCCGUCGACGACAUCCGCCCGCAACAAGCUUCCGCCUUCGACCGCGCCCGGAGCGCUCAGAGGAAUGACUCGGAGCGUGCCGGGAGACGCAGCAAGUCCGAGGGGCCGCGUCAGCCGCGCUGGACCGACACUGUGGAGCCCAAGGCUACCACAGCGUUAGGUGAGGUGUUAGCAGUGAAGGAGCCAGAGACUCUGAACACAGAGUACCGCAACCAGUACGCCUGGCCCAAGGACACGGAUGUGCCGAGAAAGAGCAUCUCUAUGGGGGCGCUGAAGAAAGCUGCAGUGGCUGAAGGGUCAGUGGAGGCUGAACCCCUCAUGAACCAUGUGGAUGGUGACCAUGAAGACGGUCACAAGCGCUACAUCGAGGAUUACUUGUGGAACGGUCAGAAGCCUGGAGUCCAGAGAAAAUCGACGUUCCGUAGCGCGCUAUCGGCCCUCAUAUACAACGGCGAGGAUCGUUCCAAAGAUAAUAGGAAACGUUACAAAAGCGAGUACAAAAAGAAAUUUAGACCGUUCUCUCAAUACGUGUACGAGGCGUCUAAAGGGACAUUUACGAAAUGCAGGGGAAAAGGGAAGUCGAUUGAGGAGGCGAGCGAGAGGUUGGUGGGGGAGACGGAGGGGGCGGGCGGUGGGCCGGGGGUGGCGGCGGGGGGCGCGGGGGGCGCGGGGGUCACAGGGGAAGACUCGGCUAGCACGCUGCGCGCGGCCGGCCUGCAGCCGCUCGGCCUCGCGCAGGGCGACUCGUGGUACCGCGAGGUGCUGGAUCUGCGCAAGCGCGCCGGGGAAUAUAAGUACCGCGGCUGGGGAACCGAACUAGCUCCAGAACACAUCACUCAGCUUUACAAUAAGCAAAUCGAGCUCUGGUACCAAGUGUCCCGACGGUCCUCGCUGUCAGCCCUAUCACUUGCUUCCACCAAUCACAAAGUUCUGCCACGUGAUGAAAAGGAUGGCAAGGAGUCAAGGAACCAUUCCCCUAAGAAGUUUAGAUCUUUCCGUUCGGCACCACAUCAGUCCAUCCACGCCAAGCUGCAGGAGACUAAGGCUUUGGAGCGAUCUCCUCAUAAGACCUCGCCUCAAAAGCAGAGGAAGAAGUUGCAGGGACAUAGCUUCGAUGAAGGAGCUGCCCAUGAUGGGGCAAAAACAGAAGGGGCGUUCCGCUCCCCACGCCGCCGGCCGCGCUCCGCCGACCCCGCGCCCGCGCCCGCGCGCCACAUGCCCAACGGAGACCUGCCGCGCCCCAUCAAACCCACUGACGACGACAUCCCCGCUCACCGCAGUGCGUCCGUAGCGAAGGACCAUUUCUUUGACGACUCUCCCAUAGUAAAGUCGCCCCCCGAGCCGACCCGCGUGAAGUCCCCCGAGCAGAUGAACAUGCGCUCCCCGGACCCCGUCAACUGGACCGUGCCACUCGACACUGGCAAGACCUUCACCGUCACGCAGAACGUGAAAAGCGAAAUCGCGCCAAUUCACCAUCAACAAAUGUCUCCCAUUCGGUCGCUUAAAAAGAGCGAUUCGCCAACAAGCCUGAGCAAGCGCACCGACAAGACCCCCACCACGCCCAUCAGCCUGACCCCCAUCGACGAAACCAAAGCCCUCGACAUGAACAAAGUCAACGGCAUUAACGGACUUAAUAGCAACCAGCUGACCCCAGAGACCCCCAGCCAGGAAAUAAAAGACAUAAAAGAAAAGGAAGUGAUUAAAAAAUCGACUGAAGCGACUCAGGUGGCGCCCGGAGUGGUCGACACGACCGUGGUCAACGAGGCCCCCAACGCCGGGGGCCUCACCGCCGCAGAGGUUCUCGACAGAGCUCGCUCGAGGUUCGACAAAUUCUGGGGCAAAAAGGAAGACGAUGUU
Messenger RNA from Brenthis ino (lesser marbled fritillary), 2112 nucleotides. Lineage: Eukaryota; Metazoa; Arthropoda; Insecta; Lepidoptera; Nymphalidae. The record is from the annotation of a GenBank genome assembly.